UUGUUGCUGUCGCUGCUGUCUGCAGUGUGCUCAGCCGUGCCCGCGGGAGCGCGCAGCGUGCCCGUGCAUCUCUCCGGGAGCGCGUGCCGCGGCAUGGGUCGCGCGCUUCUCCGGAACGUGUCGGAUGCGCUCGAGAUCGUAAGUAAUAUUCGGGCUGGGAAAAGGGGUGUAAAUAAAAGUGCAUGGUAUUAAAUGCAGGCGUAUUUGCGGUUUCCGGUACAGGAUCAGCUGUUCAGAGGGUUAAACUGCACGGAGCAAAGCCCUGAGCUGAGAACCAGCACGAGCACGCUGUCCGCGUGCACGCCGCAGAACUCGAUAUGCUUCAAAGUCACCGACUUCACUUUCGAUCAGGAUGAAUGUCUGCAGAGUGUUCUGGAAGAUCUUCGAUAUUACUGGGCGAUGUUUAAAUCGUACCGUGAUCCAGAUCGAAUCCUGGAACAUUCAGUUCUCAGAAGCAUAGAGAACCUCAUGCAGAGCUGCUUUUCUGCCACAUUGCUGGACGGUGGUCAGGUUCAGAUCUCCGUGAACAACGAAAACUCCUUCGAGAGACGCCUGAAGCUCUGUAAAGUCCUAAAAGGCUUUCAGAUCCGCACCAUCACCAUCAACCGAGUGCUGAACCACAUCGUCAGCUCUUCACAGACAUGAUCACGAUUAAGCUAUUUAUAGAAUUUACCAAGUUAUUUAUUUCACACCAGCACCAAAUAAUGUUUUGUCUUACUGACAAAUCCAAGUAAACCUAACUGUUCAUGGUUUUAUUUAAAAUUGUAAUGUUAUUUAAACAUAUUUAUUUAGUCUAUUUAUUAGUGAAUUUUAUUUUGUGGUGUUCACAA
This is a messenger RNA of Pangasianodon hypophthalmus (striped catfish), 830 nucleotides long. Its product is annotated as interleukin-12 subunit alpha. Gene Ontology annotation, biological process: immune response. The transcript is spliced from 5 exons. Gene Ontology annotation, molecular function: growth factor activity; interleukin-12 receptor binding. Gene Ontology annotation, cellular component: extracellular region. Bases 193 to 645 code for a protein of 150 amino acids. NCBI's taxonomy places the organism in Eukaryota, Metazoa, Chordata, Actinopteri, Siluriformes, Pangasiidae. The record is from RefSeq and is a predicted model, not a curated record.